AGUCGCCAUUGAAGGUCGUCUAUCCCUUUUUCUCCUUUUACUCCGCGCGAUUAUCCCUACUUUCAAUGCUAGAGGAUCCACCUAAGCGCGAAGAAUAAUGGAUAAGCGUGAAGCUAUCACAGCAUCUAACCUCGGACCCGUAGUCAGUUUACUGACAUGGAUUAUGGCAGCUUCGAUUAUCACCGCGGUCGGCAUCAAGUUUACCUUAUCGUCCCUCGUCCUUAAGAGACGCAACCGAGAAGAUAUCGCUCUGUUUCUCGCGAUGGCUUUCAGUAUUGGUUUCUCAAUUGCAAUGUCCUUUGCCGCGCAAAACGGGAUCGGGAGACACGAGAAUUCACUUUCGCCGCGACAGCUAGAGUCGUUGCAAAAAGCAGUCUAUUCCGCUGAUAUCCUAUUAAUUUUAGUUUUGAGCUCUGUACAAGCAUCAAUUCUUGUGUUUCUCCACGAUAUAACACCAAAUAGUCGCCACACCGUAUCGAUAAAGUACAUGGCGGAUUUCACUACACUCUUCUCCGUCUCCUCCUUCGUUGCCGUCUUCCAAUGUAGUUCGCCUCGUGUGUGGAAAAUGUUGGGCUCUCAAUGCAUCGACCGACUUUCUUUCUGGGAGGUAUUCGUGGGUGUAAACCUAGUGGCUGAAACCAUUCUAAUUUCUUUUCCUAUUAUGAUGCCUCGAAGUAAGAAGGUAACGGUCAUCGGCGGCUUUGCCACUCGGCUCUUAGUUGUUGGAGCUUUCGCCGCACAAUUCCACGAAGCACAAGAAUUGAAGUCGCAGCUUUCGGAUCGAACUUUUCAUUCUUGGAAAUUUCUUUUGACUAUGGUGUUUGUGCAAGGGUUUAGCAUCAUCACAGUCUGCAUUCCCUACAUACGAAACAUGCUUCUGAGCAUGGAGUCGGGUAUGAUACAGACUGGUCAUUUCAGAUUACCGAGCAGGCGUGGCACUGAGACCGAGGUUGUCCUUCAGCCUAUCACAGUCACUCAUACGAUUACUAAACGAUUCGUAAAUGAAGGCGCAAAACUACAUCUUAUUGCUUGAACGGAAGGAGUGUUACAAAGGAAAAAGCAAGUGUUACUCGGUAUGCUGACGCACUUUGGGAAUCUACUUUAUUCCAACGGCUGGAAUCCUCUACCCCCUCAUUAUUAAUGAUAGUUUCGGUAGGCAACAUGAACGCUAGGGUUGGGUAAAUAACUCACUCUUUU
This is a messenger RNA of Hypoxylon trugodes, 1197 nucleotides long. RefSeq lists its product as uncharacterized. Bases 98 to 1033 code for a protein of 311 amino acids. Lineage: Eukaryota; Fungi; Ascomycota; Sordariomycetes; Xylariales; Hypoxylaceae. The record is from RefSeq and is a predicted model, not a curated record. The transcript is spliced from 3 exons.